Epinephelus moara (kelp grouper) is the source of this 2820-nucleotide messenger RNA. RefSeq names its product POU class 3 homeobox 2b (gene pou3f2b). The coding region runs from base 304 to 1251 and encodes 315 amino acids. Gene Ontology annotation, biological process: brain development; regulation of transcription by RNA polymerase II. The record is from RefSeq and is a predicted model, not a curated record. Lineage: Eukaryota; Metazoa; Chordata; Actinopteri; Perciformes; Serranidae. Gene Ontology annotation, cellular component: nucleus. The transcript is spliced from 2 exons. Gene Ontology annotation, molecular function: RNA polymerase II cis-regulatory region sequence-specific DNA binding; DNA-binding transcription factor activity, RNA polymerase II-specific.
CCCGGUGCUCCGUCUCCCCAUGCUGCACUCCGGCUCUCCGCUUCCACGGGAGCCUCAACUCGCACCUCUCCAACAAAGAGAGUAGUGUUUGUUGAGACUUCCCCGCAGCCAAUCGCUGCGUCGUUGCCCUUGGUAACCACGUCCAUCAUCCUUUGACGCCCAAUGAGCAGCGGGGGCGUGGCGGAGUCCAGGUGCGCCUCGGCGUCCACUUGGCAGAGCGCCUGAGAGCCGCCUGUGGGCAGGAGAGGAUCUGUCAAAUGCGAGGUUCCUUUAAUAAGAGCGACCAGUCCGGCUCCGAGAGUCAUGGCGACCGCAGCGUCUAACCACUACAACAUCCUCACCUCCAGCGCAUCCAUCGUGCACUCGGAGCCCGGCAGCAUGCAGCAAGCCACGGCGUACCGGGACGCGCAGAGCCUGUUGCAGAGCGACUACCCGCUGCAGAGCAACAGCCAUACGCUCAGCCACGCACACCAGUGGAUCACUGCGCUGUCCCACGGAGAGGGAGCCCCGUGGUCCUCCAGCCCGCUCGGCGCGGAGCAGGACAUCAAACCCGCGGUGCAGGGCGCCCGGGACGAGAUGCACAACUCCAGCAGCAACCUGCAGCACCAGUCACGGCCGCCCCACCUGGUGCACCAGACGCACGGGAACCACCACGACGGCCGGGCGUGGAGAACCACCACCGCGGCGCACAUACCGAGCAUGGCCACGACGAACGGCCAAAGCCUUAUUUACUCCCAGCCGGGCUUCAGCGUCAACGGGCUGAUCCCGGGCAGCGGGCAGGGGAUGCACCACCACAACCUAAGAGACAGUCAUGACGACCACCACAGCCCGCACCUCAGCGAACACGGCCACCCCCCGUCCCAGCAUCAGCACCAGCACCGGCCGCAGAGCCACCACGACCACUCGGACGAGGAUACGCCGACCUCGGACGACCUGGAGCAGUUCGCCAAGCAGUUCAAACAGCGGAGGAUCAAGCUGGGCUUCACGCAGGCGGACGUGGGACUCGCCCUGGGGACCCUGUACGGAAAUGUGUUUUCCCAAACCACCAUAUGCAGGUUUGAGGCCCUGCAGCUCAGCUUCAAAAACAUGUGCAAGCUGAAGCCUCUGUUGAACAAGUGGUUGGAGGAGGCGGACUCCACCUCGGGCAGCCCGACCAGCCUGGACAAAAUCGCGGCGCAGGGGAGGAAAAGGAAAAAACGGACUUCAAUCGAGAGAGUCUCCCAGCUUCAGGAAGGGCUCCGUGGCGAUUGAUUGGAUUAUCUGGCACUUUUCCACAACAUACAGGAUGGGCUACAGAUAUAUAGAUAUCUACAGAAAAAAAUAUAUGUCACCAACUCUCACAGAACAUUUGGAUCCACUUUUGUAAAUAUUGUAUAACUUUAAAAGUCAUGGCUUCAUCCCUUUUUUUUUCUUUCUUCACUGGGGCACUUUUUUUGGAUUGAUGUUUUCAAGAACAAACAGGUUGAGGGUUUUUUUUGUUUAAAUCCAGUCUCAUUCAUAGCCUACCUACUGCCUUGUAUUUGUGUAUUUAACGUUAAUUUUGUUGCCGAAAUUAUGCUCGUUUACGGUUUAAUAAUUUUUUUGUGGCGCAUUGUGUUUUCAGUCUAAAUAUAUUUUUUUUAAUGUGAAAUCAAUUUAAUUUGUUUAAAUUGUCCAAGGAGUUCUGUUUUGCCAUUUGAUGCCCGCUCUGAAAUUACAUUAGAUUGUGUUUCCAAUCAAAAUAUAGUGCUUUUAAGACUGAAUUCAAAUUAAUCGAUAACACUAUUGUAGAGAAUAUUAUUGUCCACAAUGAAUCAGACGACAGAGGAUAAAAACGGGGAUAACAAUAACAUGAUCAGUGUGUUUGAAAUGAAAAACAAUAAUAAGGCCUUUAGAUUUCCUCCCAGAAAACAAUUUAGUGACAUUCCAAAAACUGCAGCAUAUGAUCAAAAUUAUUAUUAUAAUUAUUUUAAUUGUUAUUAUUAUUAUUAUUAUUAUUAUUAUUAUUAUUAUUAUUAUUACUAUUAUGCUGUUAUUUUAAUUUGUUUGUGAGGUCGUUGCCAUGCAUUUCAUUUCAGCCAUUUUGUUCAUCUUCGUCUAUGUUGCUUUAUUACAAUGGGGGAAAUUGCUCGUAGACAUUUUAUUUUAUUUUUUAGUAUUGUUAAUGAGAUUGUAAUUUAUUAUACAAUGGCUUUUAUAGAUGACACAAAGUGCGAGAUAUACUAUAUGAAAUGACACCGAGAAGGCUUUUGUCUUGUAGGGAACAAGAGAGACAUAUUUUUGAUUUUGAUUUUUUUUUUUUUUUUUUUUUGUUCAGCGGGAUUGCCACAGCUUAAACCGUCACAGCUAAAUGUAUAUACAUCUUUUCUCCGUACAGUAGCUUGCUUUUCGUUUUAUGCAAAAACAGAUAUCCAGGGACUUGUGUUUUUUUCUCCUCUCAUGUGGAAACAGCUUUUCCUCCCCCCCCCCCCCCCUCUCCUGAUUUAUGUUUCUCCUGCAGAAAACAACAAGCAGAACCGACCAUGGCAUUGAAAUCCUUCCUCAGUAGCUUUAAUGAAUCGAUCCAACUCAUAAUUCACUGGAAAAAUCCAAGUUGUGGGAUGUAGACCUGUAGCAAUCCGACGCUGUUUUCUUGUUGUUUUUGUUUAAUUGCUUGUUAAACCAGUCGUUUGGUUAUUAUUUUUUUGGGGGGGAUAUAGGCUAUGUCAUAUUCACUGGAUGAACUUGGGGUAGAUAAAGCAGAGGUGAUAAACGCCUGUUGGUGUUUCAUCACUUGACACAUGAACAACGGACUUGCACAUUUUUAAAUAAUGGGGUUGAUAUUAAACAGCUUUUUUCCAA